GGCCCGCGCGCUGUGCCGGCCUGUCCUGCCGGGCAGCGCGGACAAAGUGCGGCGGUGAAACCCCGUCCGCCCUUCGCCGCUGCCCUUGGGGGGAUCGCGGCUCUGCCCUGGAAACUCCCGCCCGUUCGGAUGGGACACGUUAAAACGCGUCCCAGGGCUGGGCAUCACACGGGUUUGCCUUUAGAGCGGGCUGUCUGCUCAGGAGACUGGCACUGCUGCAGCUUCUGUGCACUCAUAUAUGUGUGUGUGUAUAGAUAUGUAAAUAAAUAUAUAUUCUUGGUGUGCAGGGCCAGGAGUUGGACUUUGAUGAUCCCAUCUGGUCCCUUCCAACUUAUGUGAUAUAUAUAUAUUUAUAGUGCUGGGACCGGAACCCUCAGUCAUUCCCAGUGAGGAGGAGCUGCCUGUGAGCUCACUGGGGGAGGAGCUCCAUCCUGCCGUCCAUGGAUCUCUGAUCUUUAAAAUUUAACUUGGCUGCUCUGUGUUAAUGAAGGGAAUGAGAUAAUCCCUUGGAGGAUGAGGAGCCAGCACGUGGAAAAUCCGGUCUCUAACUUUGGCCGUGGCUGGUGCAGAGCAUUAGGAUUACAGUGCUGCUGAUAUUGUAAUUAAACAAGACAGGCUUGAUCCGGGGGGCUGGGAUGAAGCAUUCCCAAGUAGAGGUUUGCCUGUGCUUGAUUAUUGGUUGUAUCAUUAGGGAAAACAGAGAACUCCUGGCAAAUACAGUGUCCUGGCACCCUGUGCUGGAUAUUGAAACGUUUCCCUGGAGAAGGAAGUGUGGGAGCAGCUCUCUGACAGGCCCACAGGCAUUUGGGGCAGAAAUGAAGUAUCCAGUGCAGAACUGAAAGGAGACACAUGACAGACACCAGCAUGUUCAGGAAGAAUAUUUACUUGCUUUUAUUCUGGCAGGCUGGGAGAAACUGUUAGUAAAUGGGCAAAGGAUGGAGCUGAAACGGCAGCAGUAACCACAGCAACUGUUCCAGGGAGUCUGGGACUACAUUCUGUCAGCAUUCCUUGGAAAACUGAGAGAGCCUGAGGGGGUUUGUUGCUUUAGACUUUGAAAAUUAAAGUUCCAGGCUGUGUUUUCUUUCCCUAAUGUAGCAGGUACUUGUUCAGUCAUGACAUGAAUCAAAGACCUUGUUACAGUAACAGUAAGAAUUCUUCCCUUGUUGAUCCUGGGAGAAGCAGGGUGAGGGAAAAGGAGGUGCUGGAGCUGCUGUUUUAUUCCAGCACUGUGUUCAUGUGUGUAGGGAAAGGGCCAAGGAACGAGCAGCAGCAGGAGGGUGGAGGCGCUGGGAAAUCUGCUGGUGGUUCCCAAAAUACAGGAGGAAUAUCUUUGAAUAUAUAAGUUCUUUAUGGAAGAAACUAAGCCCUGUGAGGGUCGUGAGGCUCCCCCAUCCCUGGAAGUGUUUGAGGCCAGGUUUGAUGGGGCUGGGAGGGGGUGGAACUGGGUGGGCUUUAAGGUCCCUCCUGACCCAAACCAUUCCAUGAUUCUAUGGAAAUAAGAGGAAAGGGAAGAGAUAUGAGGAAUGGUGUGUAGUGGGGGAAGGAGAGAGCUUCAGUUAGCUCUGCUGGAUUCUUGAAAUGUAGUUUGGUUUUACACCCAAACGUUGCAUUUUGGGAGGUUCUGUAGCAGUGACACUCCCCCCACAGGCAGGUGUCUGUAGCCCAGGACAUGCAGACUCCAAGAGCAGGAAGAACAGGUUCAGAGCUCCUGUUGGAGGCACUGAAGGUCAGGACAGAACUGGGAUACUCUGCCCCUCAGUCAGGGUAGAUGUGCUUGAAUUGACCUCUCUGGUUUGUUCCUGUCCCUCAGGAAGCAGCCUGUGAGCCCCUGCCCUGGGGGCAGCAGCUGCUUUGCUGUGCAGCCCCUGUAGGAGAACACAGAUGUGCCACCUCAGGACAAUAAUGAGCUGCUCUGUCCCUCUCUGCAGGAGCCAGCCCAGUCCCGUGGCCAUGGAGCAGUACACGGCCAACAGCAACAGCUCCACGGAGCAGAUCGUGGUGCAGGCCGGGCAGAUCCAGCAGCAGCAGCAGGGAGGUGUCACUGCUGUCCAGCUGCAGACUGAGGCCCAGGUGGCAUCGGCCUCAGGCCAGCAAGUCCAGACCCUGCAGGUAGUGCAGGGGCAGCCGCUGAUGGUCCAGGUGAGCGGCGGGCAGCUCAUCACCUCCACGGGGCAGCCCAUCAUGGUGCAGGCCGUGCCCGGCGGGCAGGGCCAGACCAUCAUGCAGGUCCCGGUGUCGGGCACGCAGGGGCUGCAGCAGAUUCAGUUGGUCCAGCCAGGUCAGAUUCAGAUUCAAGGUGGGCAGGCUGUGCAGGUACAGGGGCAGCAGGGCCAGACCCAGCAGAUCAUUAUACAGCAGCCCCAGACUGCAGUUACUGCUGGCCAGACACAGACCCAGCAACAAAUAGCAGUGCAAGGCCAGCAGGUCGCCCAGGCUGCUGAGGGCCAGACCAUCGUGUACCAGCCCGUCAACGCCGACGGCACCAUCCUGCAGCAAGUUACAGUCCCUGUUACAGGCAUGAUCACCAUUCCAGCAGCCAGCCUGGCUGGAGCACAGAUUGUCCAGACAGGAGCCAACACCAACACCACCAGCAGUGGCCAAGGGACAGUCACAGUGACACUGCCAGUGGCUGGAAACGUUGUCAAUUCAGGGGGAAUGGUCAUGAUGGUGCCUGGAGCUGGGUCAGUCCCAGCCAUCCAGAGAAUCCCUUUGCCUGGGGCAGAGAUGCUGGAGGAGGAGCCCCUGUAUGUGAAUGCCAAGCAGUACCACCGCAUCCUGAAGAGGAGACAGGCACGGGCUAAGCUGGAAGCAGAGGGAAAAAUUCCCAAGGAAAGAAGGAAAUACCUGCACGAGUCCCGGCACCGGCACGCCAUGGCCAGGAAACGGGGCGAGGGGGGACGCUUCUUCUCCCCCAAGGAAAAGGACAGCCCUCACAUGCAGGAUCCCACUCAGACCAACGAAGAAGCGAUGACACAGAUGAUCAGAGUAUCCUAACCACUGCUUCCAGGAGAAAAGCACCUGGAUGGAAUUCCCAGACCUCCUGCCAGUCUGUCCUGCCUGUCCAGUGUGUCCAGCGAGUCUUUGAGUGGGACAAUCACCCUGUCACAGCCUGUCCUUUUCUAUAGAACAAGCACCACGUGUUCAGGGCGUGGUUGAGAUUUUAACAACAGAAACUUCCAGACUUCCUUGGUGCACUCUCCUGAUCCAGCCCAGGGAAUGUGGAGUCUCACUGCUCGUCAGCUGCACCACAGGACUGUGUUUGCCCAGCAGAGACUUAUUUCCAUCCACUCCUGACACCUUUGGACUUCGUUUCCCUGAACUGGUCCCUGUUGUUGCACUUCUGGACCUGGCAGAAACUGAAGGGGAUUCUUUUCAGUUCCACCUUGUAAAUGUGUAAAACAACAAGCUCUUCUCGGGGAAAGGUUCAGCCAUCCAGUCAAUGAUAGAAAUACUCAAGAUUACUGCAGGACUUGGUGUAUUGUGUGUCUGUUCCAAGAACUGAGGUGGGAGAGGGUGAUGUGGGGAGAAGGAUUUCAUUAGUAAAAGCAAUCUCUGGGGGGUUUUUAUAUGUUUAUUGCCAGUAGUUGUUGCUUUGGAAGAAAACUGGAUGCGAGUAUAAAAGUGAUUUAAACUUUUAAGUGAGUCUCUUCCAAAGGGUUUUUUGUUUUAAACCUUCCCUCUAACCUGCCAGUCGAGUGCAGAGUUCCUCCAGAAGACAUCAAAUCCUCAGUCUCAGAGUGUUGGCACUUGAUCAGCUUCAUGAUGGUAUUUCUUGAUGCCCAGAUCCAAUCUACAAUUCUACAGAGUGAGGGAUGUUCCAUUACAGCAGCAGCUGGGGCAGCUCAUCUCAUCCUGAGGUACCUGAAGGACUGUUAACAAAUGAAGGCAGAUACUGAAGAACCUUUCAGGCUUUAUUAUAGGUUAUUCUCUUUAAAACAAAAAAAGAAGUGGCACUUAAUGAAAGAGGAGUACUUAGUUUUAAAAAAAGGGACUUUUUCAUGACCUACAGCUGGCUUUGGGCUGAGCAACUCCACAAACAGCUUUAGCUUUAAUUCUGUAGCUCACUCCAGAUUCUCAGCCUGCUCCAUUUUUUCUGCUUUGAAAUGUGGUGAUAGGAGCAGUAGCCAAAAGCAGUUACAGGUGAAUCUCACAUCAUUCCAUGCCUGUCCUCCCCCACCUUAGUGAGUUUAAAGCUGCUCUGUGUAUCAGGUGCCUGCUGGAGUUCUCAGAUCUUCCAGUUUUUGUGUUCUGUGGUUAAAACUGGAUCACGGUGGUGAAACUUGGGAUUGGGGAUAUUGCCAGGUAAAUAUGAGCCUGGGCAGGUGAAGCUGCAGAGUGAGGGGUUUGGGGGUUUUUGAGCAAAGCAGCCAAGGGUGGCUGAGACUGGGUGAAGUGCAGUGAACGUUGUUUUCAAGUGGAAAAGGAAGUAAAUGCAGCUUGAAAAAUAAACCCCACGUUAUUUCUUUCCCGUCCCCGCCCACAUUUUCCCAGUUACUGGAAGCUUAUGACUAAAGACAAAGUGGAGGACAAAUUAGCAAGUUGUGGAUACAAAAGACAGAGCCUUGAAAAUUCUAUUGACUUCGCAUAAAAGAAAAGUACUAAAGCUAAGAAGGAAGUGAGGGAAUGCAAGAGGAGGGAGCAGAAAUGUGGAGAAAUGCUGGAUGCUACAUUGUCUGCAGGCAGUCCUGGAGGAAGAGGAUGCCUGUCCAGGUACUAGGGGUGACUCCACCUGUGGAAGCAGGUGCCAGUGGAGGAGGAAAUGCAGGUGGGUGUUCAUCAUUGGGCAGCUGGAUGUUCUGAAGGAUUCCAGUUCAUUUUUCUGAAUUCUUAGCUCUGUGUGCCCUCCCCACGGUGUUGAUGGCAUCGUUGGGGCCUUGGGUGCUUCUGCCUUAAAUUCUUGCCCAAUUCCAGUGUGGUGCUGAUUUUCCUCACUUGGCACCUGAAACCCUCACACAGCAUUUCCUGGGAGCUCCCCCAUUUCAGGAACAUGCAGCUCCCUUAGGGAGUAACAUAUGCUUUAGGUGGGUUUGCAGCAGCAUUGUAAAUAUUUUUUUUAGAGCAUCUGUACAUUUUGUUGGUGGAAUAUUUUAGUGCUGGAAUAAGAGCCUCUCCAUGAUGUUUCUGCUGUUUAGCUGAUGGUUAAUCUCUGUCCUGAGGGAGCCCCUCUGAGAGCUGGAAAUUUGGGAAGCAAGGUUAUUGCUCUGACAUAGUUUUUGUUUUGUUUUGGGUUUUUUUUAAGGAGUAAUUACUUUUCUUAAAGAACUUGUAAGCUUCUUCUAAACAGGUAGAACUUGUUUCCCAAUAGGCCCUUCAUAUCUAGGUUCUCUGAUCCAUUGUUGUAGAAUGUGUAUGAAGACAUGGAUUUGUGUUAUAGAAAGUCUUACUGUAGAUACUUUAAAUAGUGAUGUGACAGCCUGAGUGCUCUGGUCAGAUUUUUGUUUGUUUUGGGUUAUGUGUAUCACUGCUAAAAGUCCUGUUUACUUGGUGAGACUGGAGUCACUGGUCAACACCACGGUACCAAAAAUGUCUGUUUUCUUUUCUGGGGGGAAAUUUGUUAAAUUGGAGACAUAUCCAGUUCAAAUCUGUCUAGUAAUUAAAUGAGAAUUCUUUGUUUAUUGGCUACACUUGAGCAGAAACUUCAGGAGAGAGUAAAAGGGUGAGGAUAAAAGAGGCUUGGGGAGAAAUGUGGUUGAUUGACCCAGAGCACCGAAGCAGUGAACCCCUCAAAAACCAGAUUUAUAUGAGUGUAAAGAGUGGGAUUUGGAAAAAAAUGGUUCUCAAGUGAUGCUAGAUGGGUUUAAGGCCCUGCAUGUUAAAAAGAAGGGAAAAAUAAACUUUUCUUUGUGAAUGGACAGGGGAGGGUCCUGAGGUUGAAGUAAUGUCAGGCAAAGUUUGUAUAUAGUUAAAAGUUUAUAAUUUUUUUUAUAUGAUGCAUUUUUUCAAGUGUAUUUUGGUCUUUAAUAGAUGCAAUUGUAAGUACUGUGUACACUCUCCAGCUAAUAAAAUUUAUAAACCGGGAA
Pseudopipra pipra is the source of this 6020-nucleotide messenger RNA. It is a transcript of the gene NFYA, whose product is annotated as nuclear transcription factor Y subunit alpha. The record is from RefSeq and is a predicted model, not a curated record. The transcript has 9 exons. Gene Ontology annotation, molecular function: DNA-binding transcription factor activity, RNA polymerase II-specific; DNA binding. Lineage: Eukaryota; Metazoa; Chordata; Aves; Passeriformes; Pipridae. Bases 1882 to 2994 code for a protein of 370 amino acids. Gene Ontology annotation, cellular component: CCAAT-binding factor complex. Gene Ontology annotation, biological process: regulation of transcription by RNA polymerase II.